Macadamia integrifolia is the source of this 783-nucleotide messenger RNA. Its product is annotated as omega-hydroxypalmitate O-feruloyl transferase-like. Gene Ontology annotation, molecular function: acyltransferase activity, transferring groups other than amino-acyl groups. Bases 1 to 783 code for a protein of 260 amino acids. The record is from RefSeq and is a predicted model, not a curated record. Lineage: Eukaryota; Viridiplantae; Streptophyta; Magnoliopsida; Proteales; Proteaceae. The transcript is spliced from 2 exons.
AUGAGAGAAUUUAUGAAGUCAUGGGGUGAAAUUGCAAGAGGCUUACCCUUAAGUGUUGUUCCAUUUUUAGAUAGAUCUAUGCUGAAGCCAAAACCAAAACAACCCUUUAAAAUUGAAGACAACCCUGAAAUUAUUUCUCCAGUUGUACCACUGAAUGAACAAUCUGUAUUCAAAUCCUUCUGUUUUGACCUCCAAAAAUUGAUGCAACUGAAGAAUAUAGCUGCUAUGGAGGAUGAAACCAUAAAGGGUACUACUAGUGCUACAGAUUUCCAAUUGAUCAUGGCAUUUAUAUGGCGAGCACGAACCAAGGCCCUUAAAAUGAACCCUUCUGAUCAAUCGAAGCUAUUUAUCAUUUUAGAUGGACGGCAUCGAUUUGGUCCAUCAUUUCCAAAAGGUGCAGGAGAACUAAUAGAAAGGCCACUGUGGUUUGCAGUUGAUUUGAUGAAAAGGGCACUUGAAUUGAACUUCAUUCAAUCACUUGAUGAUUACUUGGAAAACGUUCAAUCAUGCCUAGACACUGUAAAAGCAUCAACUACAGAACUACUACUGGAUACAGCAUUUAUUGGCAACAAAUGGUCUACAUUUCUGUCCAAUGAUAUUGAUUUUGGUUGUGGAGUUCUCACGCAAAUUGGAGCUCCAAUUCCACAAAAGGACCUUGUUUUGGUCAAUAGCCACAUAAAGGGUAGUAAGAACAAGAUCCUAACAUUGGGUCUGACUCGUUCCAACAUGAAAGCCUUUGAAGAGAUCAUGCAAUCAGAGAUGGGAAUUCAAGCAUGUAUCUAA